This is a messenger RNA of Bufo bufo (common toad), 5232 nucleotides long. It is a transcript of the gene FHDC1, whose product is annotated as FH2 domain containing 1. NCBI's taxonomy places the organism in Eukaryota, Metazoa, Chordata, Amphibia, Anura, Bufonidae. The record is from RefSeq and is a predicted model, not a curated record.
CUCUGAUAGUACAGAGCUCGCUGGAUGCCGGCAGAGUCCCGGCAACGGCUGCCUGGAGACGGAGGCUUGUGCUGCCGGAUUAUACACCAGGACUGCCGGAGUAAAUGGUUCUGGUCACCGCCAGCGACAGGUCUCGAACCCGUGAGAUGCAUGUGAUGGUGGACGACGGUUUCUACUGCCUUGCGGUCCAUCAUUAGUGAUGCCCCAUUUGAUGACAACUCUACAUCAAGAUGCAUGUUAUGAACUGUGUAUCCCUGGUCAAUGAUAAGGAGAUUGGUGAUUGCACUGUGGUCAUUAGUGACUUCAUGCUUGAUGACCGAUUAAGUGCUGCACCUGAAACGCCACCACCACCUCCUCCUCCUCCUCCUCCACCUCCACCUCCUCCACCACUUCCCUUUCAGAAUCAUGACUCUCACCAAGGGCCGCCGCCGCCACCUCCCCUACCUGGUGCCCCCCCACCUCCUCCUUUUCUACAUAACGGUAUUUAUGGACAUGGCAGUAACAACAGAAAAAAGAGAAUGAGGAGCUUUUUCUGGAAAACCAUCCCUGAAGAGAAAGUCAAGGGUAAAACCAACAUCUGGACUUUAGCUGCUAGACAGCAUCAGUACCAAAUUGACACAAAGACAAUCGAAGAAUUGUUUGGGCAACAAGAGGAUGGAAAGCCAGGAGUCUUCAAGAGAACUGGGAGCUCUAGGUUGUCUUUCCGUGAGCUGAAAGAUGAGGUUUCUCUUCUGGAUUCCAAACGAAGCAUGAAUAUUGGGAUAUUCUUGAAACAGUUUAAAAAGUCUGGGGAACAUGUCAUUGAAGAUAUCCAUACGGGGAAGUGUGAUUUGUACGACUCUGAAGCCCUUCAGGAACUUCUGAAGUUGUCUCCAGAGCCAGAGGAGGUGAAGAAGUUGAAAGCCUUCAGCGGGGAAAUAACGAAAUUAUCCCUGGCAGAUUCCUUUAUGUACAUGCUGAUACAGGUGCCAAAUUAUUACUUGCGAAUAGAAGCAAUGGUGCUGAAGAAAGAAUUUUCACCUUCUUGCUCCUCUUUGAAUCAGGAUAUGGUGAUAAUCCGAUUAGCCACAAAAGAACUAAUGUCAUGCGAGCAGCUACACGCCAUCCUGUACUUGGUCCUGCAAGCGGGGAACAUCAUGAAUGCAGGUGGAUAUGCUGGCAAUGCUGUUGGUUUUAAAUUGUCAUCGCUGCUCAGGAUGGCAGACACAAAGGCGAAUAAACCUGGGAUGAAUCUGUUACAUUUUGUGGCUCUGGAAGCCCAGAAGAAAGAUUCAGAAUUACUUACAUUUUCUGAGAAACUGCAACAUGUAAAUGAAGCAGCGAGGUUGUCUACAGAAAACAUGGAGGCAGAGUUCCAUGUACUAUUAACAAAGACGAAAUCCCUCAAAGAACAGAUCAAGAAGGAUGCAGAGUUGUCACAGCAAAUGGACCAGUUUCUUCAGAAUGCUGUGAAAGACUUGAAAGAGCUGGAGAAGCAGAAGAUGGAGCUGCAAAAGGAAGGGAACACUUUAAUAGACUUCUUCUGUGAAGACAAAGAAACCAUGAAACUUGAUGAAUGUUUUCAGAUCUUUCGUGAUUUUUGUGAAAAGUUUAACAAAGCUGUAAAGGAAAAUAAAGAGAGGGAAAUUCAAGCUUUGCGACAGCAGAAGAGACAGAAGGACAUGGAACUGAAAGGCGCACCUCGAUCUUUGGAGAAUGGAGGGUUUGGAAGAAGUAGCAGUGAAAAUGAUGUGGAGUUGUUAACAAAAAAAGGACUUGAAGACGUUUUGCCGUUUCUGCAACAAAGACCCCAAAGUCCUUUAAGCAGAAACAGUAGCACAAGGCGGUCCCGGCUGUCGCUAGCAGUUACAGCAGAUCGAGAACUGCAGAUGUACUUGGAAGCACCACAGGAUGGUCAAGCCAACAAAUUUAACAGUCUGCCCCGAUCUCAUUCUCACCAUCCAAGACCCACAGUUGCAUGGAUAGAAACCAAGGAGAAAAAUAAUCAGAACAUGAACAAUAUUGACUUCAGUAAGAUUGAAGCCGUUCAAAGCCCACAAUCAUUGCCUACUGUACUUAUAAGUUUGGAAGAUGAGGUGCCUGACCACACUGCCAUUUCUAACUUGCAUUACAUACAGGAUAAAAUAGACAGAAAUAACAACCAACAGCCAAGCUGCCAGAAUACGAUGGAAAGCCAGCGCAAAAAGGCACCAUUAAGUCCCUUAACAGUCACAGUAGAAGAACGAGGGCUGGUUAAAAAGUUGCAAAAAUUUGGUCUCCAGCAAUCUCUGACAGAAAACUCUGAUUAUACAUGUAUCACAAGCUUAGAACCAAGUGAUGAGCUCAACUUGGGUUCCUUUAGCAGUGUAGAUGACAAUAAUAUGGCACUAGAUAAAACUACCAAAGACCAGCCAUUUAUUUCAUUAAGUACCUCAGAGGAAACAACUGAUACAACUGAAGCUCAUUUAGACAAUGCCGGCACUCCUAUGUCACAAAGCACAUGUAUUUCUGAUAAACAAGAGCACAUGCCACUGUUUUACGUUGAAGAUGCUACAGAUUAUUCUUUAACACAGGACUGUUCUGAAAUCCAAGAUGUGUAUGAGAAAGUAAAUGAAAAUGUGCAGAUUGUUGAUUCGGAAGGUGGAGCUGGACCUAAUUCAUCUGCUUCUGAUCAAUCUGAAAAAUCAGAACCUGGUAAUAGAAAGAGCAGUAUUUCCAAGGAGAAUGCCUUGAAAAGUAAAGACCCUAAGGACCCCAAGAGGCAAAACUCCUUAAAAGAAAGAAUCCCAAGCGUUACAAAGGCAACUGUUACUCGCCCAAGUAACAGUGUCAAUGCUAAACCUGUUCGUAUGUUGAAUGACUCUGAGCAUGUCACAAUGAGGAAAGUUGUACCCAUUUCUAAAACCAACAGACCUGGAAGUAUAAAACGUACAGAACUCGGGAGCUCAAUUCGGGAUGAAAUAAAAUCAGAUGACCUAAAACAGACGCAACGUCAGUUUCUUCGAGCAAAAUCUGAUAAUACUCAAAAGUCUUCCCCUAAGUCUAAUACUACUACUACUAUUGAGGAGUCCAAGUUUCAAAGAAGAGCAAGUUUGACUUCUAACAGUGCACGUUUUCAGAGGGACCAAAUUCAGAGGAAAAGUUCUAUCAAAAAACCAGCUGCAAAGCCAGUUAGAAAUAUUAGUAAGCCAAAGCCUGAUGAAACCAAGAUCUGUCGGACAAGUCAGACACCAGAUUCACCAACUGCAGAAGUAAGCAAGCCUUCAGCUACAAGCAAUAAUCUGAGAACUUCAUCUACUCCAAGUUUUGCCAGGAACACGAUAGCCUCAUCUUCCCGCCGUGCAAAGACAGAAGCUCCUCCUCCUCCUACCCCAACAAAAACUUCAUCAAUAACUAGGUCAACAUCUUUGCGCCAAUCUAAAGGAAAGUCUGAACCAGUAAGUAGAGAUUCUACCCCCAAAGAAAAUAAUAGUGCUGGUACCUUCAAAAGGACCAAUAGCAUUAGGGCAAAUGGGAAGGUGACAGAAGCUACUAGCAAUGGCAAACUUGAGACUUCCCAAAAAGAAAGGAAUAUAGUUGAAAGGUCUUCUUUGAAAAUUAAGGACACAGGAAAAACAACCCUAGGGAAAAUACUGAAGCCUUUACUGAAGUAGGUGUUUAUUUAGAGUCUCUGUCCGACAACCCCUAUUUGGGUGAAUUUAAUAAAGUAAGUGUUUUUUCAGGUAGCUGUUUCCUUUGACAAGCUGUGCUCAAAAGCAGUGCAGAGGUUUUUUUUCUUUUCUAUAGACGAUAACUGUUGGGACUAUUAACCACCAUGUGCAUUAUGAAGCCUCAUGAAGGAAUUUGUGUCUUUGAGCUGGGCUGAAAGAGUGCUUAUCUGAGAAUCUGUAUCUGCAGUAAUCACUUCCAGAAAACAGACUUUUGGGGGGAAUUGUUCUAUAGAACAAGCAGGACUCUAAUCAGCAUUUUUCACUUUCCAAAGGUACAAGCUAAUAAUUGACUUUCUAUGGCUGGCUGCUUCCAGCUAAACGAGUACUUGAUCUUGCUGCCAUUGGCUUGACAAGGGGGCUCUGCUGGGUAGAGUCUUCUAAAUGACUGGCUUUUAUAGCAGAGACUGGCACAAGUGUUUCACUACCAUACAAGUCAAUACGAGGGUGACUCGUCAGUGCUGUUACAUACAAAGCUAUCUACUUUGAUGAACACAGAAGUGCCAUUGUAUUUAUAAUGCAUCUGAAUGGUGUCAUCUCUCUGUAUUUAACACCUGUUGACAGCACCUCAACCAUUCAGUGUGUACUCACUGUGAUUCUAGCCUUUAGUGUUCACAUGUCAAACCUGCUGCUAGGCUUAAUCAUGUUAGUUUUGACAUAAGUCUAUUAUUACUCUUCUGCUAAAUGUUGGUCAAGUGGGACGUGCAUUUAAGAAUUUUGAUUCUAUUCUGAUAACCUGUUUCGGUUUAGGCUUUGCACCCACUGGGUCUUACAACAUACAGCAGCUACUUUUUAAAGGGAUUGUCCACCUUUUAGAUAUUUUUUUUGGUCAGGUCAUCUGUAUCAUGGUCAGGUCAUCGAUAUCUAAAAGGUGGACAAGCCCAUAGGUAUCCUCAACGAAGUGUAAAAUGAAGUGAUAGUAUUGUUCGUGCUGUCCCAAAUGAACUCUUAAAGUACCAAACUGACUUUUUUCCCAACACAGGCUGAGCCUUUAUUUUCUGAAAAACACUAAUAUGUAGAUCUCAUGAUUCCCCGGUUCUUGAACAUUUGUACUUAUAAUUGGACGGUUUAUAUGGAGGCGGGGGAAAACAAUAAAAUUAUAUAAUCGCUUAUCUUCAUCGAUCGUACCACUGUUAACGAUUUAUAAAAUAAUGCCGUUUAUGGCAACAACUAUAAAAUAGGCACAGCUGCUUGGUACAUGGCUUUGGCAGAUAUGUCGCUAAAAAAACAUUCUCUCAUCAUCCAAUAGGGUAGUAAGGGCUUUCCAUGCAUCAUCACACAGCUAUGAAAUGGGACACCUAAGUGCCACUAUUCUGCAAUCCUCCAGGGUGAAGCCAUAUGGAGUUGGACAUCUGUUCUAGGAUGCCUCAUCCACAAUUCAUAACGGAGUAUGUACACCAUAUUAUUGAUCACCAAAGUAUCAUCAAUUGAGGAGGUAAUGAUGGAUUAGCAAUCCAGAAUGUCAACCUCAGCCACUCUGCUACACAGGAACAUAUAAUAUACAACUAGGAUCAUGCUGGAUUAAUGUGGAGGCCCAUAUAACGUG